Trematosphaeria pertusa is the source of this 2673-nucleotide messenger RNA. RefSeq lists its product as uncharacterized. Bases 1 to 2673 code for a protein of 890 amino acids. Gene Ontology annotation, cellular component: fungal-type vacuole membrane. The record is from RefSeq and is a predicted model, not a curated record. NCBI's taxonomy places the organism in Eukaryota, Fungi, Ascomycota, Dothideomycetes, Pleosporales, Trematosphaeriaceae. The transcript has 4 exons.
AUGGACACUCCCGACGGCCAGUGGGCCUCGACCCGCACGCCUAGCUCGCGCCCGGCUUCCCGGAGAUCAGGCCGUUCCUCGCGAUCCGCACGCUCGCAGACGUCAAGCAGAACAACAGAGGUGACGCCACUGUUAGCAAGAGAAGACAGGAGCGACGACGACGAGGAGGAGGAGGGGGAGCAGACACCGGCGACGACGUCGCUACUGCACUCGUUGGGCAACGGCUCCUCGUCAAGCGGCAAAACGCCACUGUGGAAGAAGCGAUGGCCCAGCAUACUCGCGCUUGUCAUUCUGUGCAUUGUCGUGGUCGUUAUAAUGCUUGGCUUCCUGGCAACAGAAGGCAUUGAGGAGUACGCCAUGCAGGCUGCCGACUUCCAGCCUACGAAGCUGUCAUUAGACUCGUUGACCGAUCACGGCGUGAAAGUGCAAGUCGAAGGCCAUUUCAAGAUGGACGCAUCCAAGGUGAAGAAGCAGAGCGUGCGCAACCUCGGUCGCUUUGGAACGUGGAUAGCCAGAGAGGUAGAAAGUGGACCCACUAAUGUCGAUGUGUAUCUGCCCGAAUAUGGGAACGUUUUGGUCGGCACGGCCAAAGUGCCCGGGAUCAAGGUUAAUAUCCGCAAUGGACACACAACGCACAUUUCAUUCUUCGCCCAUCUGGAGCCGGGCUCCUUUGAUGGGAUCCGCAACGUCGCCAACGACUGGAUCGAUGGACGUCUGGGUCAAAUCCAGGUAAAGGGCAAGGCCGAGGUGCCUCUGAAAUCCGGCAUAAUACGCAUUGGCACGCAAACCAUAGAGGAGUCUAUGGUGUUUCUAGGAAACAACCUUCCUUCGCUCCCUCGGUACAACAUCUCAAGGCUUAACCUCCGAGAAGCCAAGGACGGGCACAAGGGCAUGGGGGCUGACGUUUCCGUUAUGGUGACCAACGAUUUCCCUGUGCAGCUUACUGUACCCCCGGUCGCUGUUGACGUUCUUGUUGACGGCUGCCUCCCUUCGGACCAGCACAUCAUGGUGGGCACGGCCGAGACCGCGAGAUUGCAGGUAAGACCGAAAACUGAUCUGGAGGUCAAUGUGACUGGCCGUGUUGAGAAGCUGCCGGAAUCCCUUGUUGAGGUCUGCCCGGACUCAGCCAAGUCCCCACUGGAUGCUCUCCUAGGUGACUACAUGGACGGGCGCGACGCUACCAUCUACAUCAACUGCUGUAAGUUCCCGGAUCCGGAGACUCCUGACUGGGCGCGAGGUCUCCUCCAAGAUAUUACGGUUCCCAUUCCUUUCACAGGGCGAGAUAUGGGAAAUCUGAUCAAGAACUUCUCCCUGUCUGAUGUUCAUUUCCAUCUCCCAGAUCCGUUCGCUGAGCCCAACACUCCUGAGGCUGCACCUAAGAUCUCUGCUAUCAUCAAAGUGGACAUUGGCCUGCCUGGUGAAAUGAACUUCCACCUAGACGUCAACCGCGUCAAGGCCGAUGCGGACAUCUACUAUCACAAGAAGAAGCUCGCGAGGCUCAACCUCGAGAAGUGGCAGAAGGCCAAUUCCACCAGAAUCGACGCACACGGCGACGAAGGACCAUCCUUGCUGGUCGAAUCCGACAUUGAGAGGGCUCCCAUUCAAAUCCUAGAUGACGACCUAUUCAGCGAAGUUGUUCAAGCUCUGCUCUUCGGCAGCAAGCCGGUUAUGAUGGAAGUCAAGGCCGCAGUCAGCGUGAAGGUUGAUACGCCCAUGGGAGAUUUUGCAAUGCGAGGAAUUCCAACGGAGGGAGUCUUCGUGAUCCAUCUUGAGCCACUUCUUCAGCAGCUCGCUAACGUGAAUGGUUCAGCAAUUGGAAACGACAAAGGAUCCAGCAAUAUCAGCCAUCUAUCUCCUCAAAUCGGCAAUCUAUCGAUCAUCGGCACGUCGCGCACGUCAAUCACUCUACAGGCGCACGCGAACAUCACGAAUCCCACCAAAUACUCCGCGACCGUUCCCUAUUUCAACAUCAACAUCUUGGUCAAUAACACUGUUCUCGGACAAGUUGUCGCAAAGGAUAUCGUCGUACGUCCUGGGAACAACACCAAUCUGCUCGUGACGGCCGUGUGGGAUCCGUAUACCCACAGCGGCCAAGGGGGGAACGAAGUCGGCAAGGAGCUGCUUUCCCAAUACAUCUCCGGCUACAAUACAUCCCUAACCCUCCAAACCCACAACGGCACCAUCCCCUCCCAGCCUGUGCUCGGCGACCUCAUGUCUCACUUCCCCAUUACCCUCCCCGCACCCCACCUCUCCACGCCAAAGAAGCCCAAAGACGGGGAUGACCCAGACAACGGGGAUGAUGACAAGUCAACGCACUUCAUCCGCGAAGCUACCAUGCACAUCAUCUCCUCGACUGCAAUUUUCACCCUCGCAUCCCCCUUCACUACCACAACGCUCUACAUCACGAACCUCAACGCCACGGCUUUCUAUGAGACCCAUCCCGCAGGCAAGAUCCUGUACGAUCUGCCGUUCGCCGUGCCGCCGGGCUUGUCAGAGACUCCGCGGUUGCCGGUGGACUGGAGUCUGGGGAGCGUAGGGUAUGAGGCGAUCAAGAAGGCGCUUGGGGGCACGCUCAAGUUGAGUGCGUAUGCGGAUGUGGGAAUUAGGAUCGGCCAGUGGAGACAGCAGAUUUGGUUUAGAGGUGGGAGUAUUGGCGCGCAUGUGAAGUUAUGA